AUGGAUGACUACGUGAGCGAGUCCGAUAGUGACUACACCAGCUAUUGGCGGGACUGGUUCAUCUCAUCUAGAGGCAACGAAUACUUUUGCGAGAUCGACGAGGACUACCUGACGGAUCGCUUCAACCUGACUGGCCUCAACACCGAGGUCCAGUACUACCAGUAUGCGCUCGAUCUGGUGACGGAUGUCUUUGACCUCGACUGCGACGAUGAUAUGCGCGAGACCAUUGAGAGCUCGGCCAGGCACCUCUACGGCCUGGUGCACGCGCGAUACAUUGUCACAACGCGCGGCCUGACGAAAAUGCUCGACAAGUAUAAGAAGGCCGAGUUUGGAAAAUGCCCUCGCGUCAACUGCCACUCCCACCCCCUCCUCCCCAUGGGCCUCUCCGACAUCCCCAACCUCAAACCAGUCAAGCUCUACUGCGCCCGCUGCGAGGAUCUCUACAACCCGAAGUCGUCUCGCCACGCCUCCAUCGACGGUGCCUACUUCGGCACCUCCUUCCACAACAUCAUCUUCCAGGUCUACCCAGCGCUCAUCCCCUCCAAGAGCAUCGAGCGAUACAUCCCCCGCGUCUACGGCUUCAAAGUACACGCCGCCGCGGCCCUCGUCCGGUGGCAGGACCUGAAGAGAGAUGACAUGCGGAGGAGACUGCGCAAACUGGAGAUUGAGUCUGGCUUCAGAGAGGAGCAGAUGGAAGAGGAAGAGGAGGAAGAAGACGAUGAUGUCGAAUUCGAGGGAGUCGAUGGAAACAACAGCAACAUGAGGCUGAUUGAGGGACCUAUGUGA
This is a messenger RNA of Trichoderma aggressivum f. europaeum, 786 nucleotides long. RefSeq lists its product as uncharacterized. The coding region runs from base 1 to 786 and encodes 261 amino acids. The record is from RefSeq and is a predicted model, not a curated record. Gene Ontology annotation, cellular component: protein kinase CK2 complex; cytoplasm; UTP-C complex. The transcript is spliced from 3 exons. Gene Ontology annotation, biological process: regulation of transcription by RNA polymerase III. Lineage: Eukaryota; Fungi; Ascomycota; Sordariomycetes; Hypocreales; Hypocreaceae. Gene Ontology annotation, molecular function: protein kinase regulator activity.